ACACCAAACGCACCUCACAGCAUCGCACCACAGUUUUAAAAGUGAUGCGCCAAACAGCUUUUUAUGUUCCAACUCACCUCACACCACUACAGUUUUAUAAUUCACAGCACCUCACAACAAUUGACAACACUCCCAAACAGGACCAGUUGACAACUGUCUUCAGAAUUUGGCCCAUCAUGGCGACCCAACAAUGAUGGGCCGACGAUUUGUCUCCCGCGGACAAACGAAGUCUACAAAUGCAUUACCGAACACCCACCACUCGAUGUCUCGAUCUCACAAUUCUUAACCCCUCCCCAAGUUGCAACAUUUCAAGAUAACCAUGAACCAUGAACUAUGUUUUCUUAUAUAGCUCACCCAUGGCCACCAUUUGAAGUAAACAACCAACCCCCAGUUCGCACAAAUCAUAAGAAUACGAGACCUUCAAUAUGGGUUUGAUUUUGGGGAAGAUCACAGUGGAAACCCCAAAAUAUGAUGUGAUUCGAUCAACUGCGGAUUACGAAAUCCACAAGUACACACCUUCUGUGAUUGCUGAAGUGCCAUACGAUCCAUCUCAAUUUAUGGGGAAAAAAGAUGGUGGCUUCAUGGUUUUGGCAAACUACAUAGGUGCCGUUGGGAAUCCUCAGAACACGAAGCCAGAAAAAAUAGUCAUGACAGCUCUAGUAAUAACAAAGGGCUCCGGUGGUGAGAAGGUCGCCAAUGACAGCUCCUAUUGUGACUAUCAGGCAGAUGAGAAGAUGGUGACAAUGCAGUUUUUGUUGCCAGCAAAGUAUAAGAUGGCAGAGAAGGCUCCACAGCCGGUGGUGAUUAGGGAAGAGGGAACAUACGUGGUGGAUAGGUUUGGAGGACUGGCUAGUGAGAAGGUUGUGGAGGAGAAGGUGGAGAAGCUGAAGAAGUGGUUAGAGAAAGAUGGGUAUAAGAUAAUUGGAGAGUUUCAGUUGGCUAGGUAUAAUCCUCCAUGGACAUUGCCCUCUCUUAGGACCAAUGAAGAUAUGAUCCCAGUUGAGUAAGGUGUGAAAACCACAUUAUGUGAAUUAGUCUACCUUGUUCCCUAUAUUAUCCCCAGAUUAAAACACAAACCAAAAGUACAAAAAAAUUAAUCUAAGAACUGAAGUGACAAAAAAGAAAUCGCAGAAUCGUACUAUCAUGUCCUAUAAAAAUAGAUGAUCUCAAUUCUGACAUGUUCUAGCUCUACUUCUUGGGACUGAAACAAUCAUGCAUAAGCAAUUUUGGCCGGGAUUUAGUUAGAAUCACAGUGCACAGAGAUUAGUUAAUGUCACAAGUAACGAACCUGUCCCAUUUAACCUCAACCUGAGAACAUCUUCACAACAAUAAUGAUGAUAUUCAAAAU
Molecule: messenger RNA, 1348 nt
Organism: Tripterygium wilfordii
Lineage: Eukaryota; Viridiplantae; Streptophyta; Magnoliopsida; Celastrales; Celastraceae
Product: heme-binding-like protein At3g10130, chloroplastic
Source: RefSeq, a predicted model, not a curated record